Molecule: messenger RNA, 2286 nt
Organism: Solanum pennellii
Lineage: Eukaryota; Viridiplantae; Streptophyta; Magnoliopsida; Solanales; Solanaceae
Product: BTB/POZ domain-containing protein POB1-like
Exons: 6
Coding region: 187-1962 (591 amino acids)
Biological process (GO): response to red light
Cellular component (GO): nucleus
Molecular function (GO): protein binding
Source: RefSeq, a predicted model, not a curated record
GUGUAUAUACUCAAAAAAAUUUGCUAUUUUUGCUCUUUCUCUCUCUUCUUUUAUUAAUUUUUUCUUCUCUCACUAGUUUUAAAUUCAUCUUCAACGACUCGAAUCCAUAUGUCUUAUCUCCAAACGCCAUAACUCUGAAUUCUCCCAAAAACCAAACAAAGCUUUUAGGGUUUUCGUAGAAAGGAUAUGAAGGAUCAGAAUUUGGACCUAUUCGACCCGAGAACGGCGGUCAUGGACCCGGAAUACUCCCCUACCCAUACCGGGGAACCCGAUUUCGCCUUUGCCUUCGACGACGUCAACUUCUCCGAUCGUAUUCUACGGAUCGAGAUCCUUGGAGAUUCAAUUGCCGGUGGUUCUAGUUCCAACGGCGGCUGCAGUAGCUUAGCCGAUUGGGCUCGUAAUCGCAAGCGCCGACGUGAGGAUUUCAGGAAGGAAAACGACAUGUACCACUCGUUUGCAGCUUUGGAUAUCACAGCAUGCCCUGAAGAUCAGAUAAUUUGCUGUAAUCAAAUUGAUAGUGAAGAUGCUGAUAACGAGAAUCAGGAUGAAGCAGUUGUUGCAAUGAUUGAAGAGCCAAACUCAGUUUUAUUAUCUUCUGUCUUCAAUGAAGUCGUGAAGAAGGGUGGUGUGGCGUGGCAUGGGCCGGAAAAGAUAGAUAAACCAUGUUAUGUGUUCUGUGCAGGAGAUGAAGCUGCUAAUAGUGAUGAUUCAACUUGGAAUUGUGAUUCUCCAAGGGUUAUGAGAGUUAAAACACUAAACAUUAGCUCCCCCAUUUUAGCAGCAAAGAGUCCAUUCUUCUACAAGCUCUUCUCAAAUGGGAUGAGAGAGUCUGAGCAAAGACAAGUAACUCUACGGAUCAAUGCUUCAGAGGAAGCUGCAUUGACGGAGCUCCUGAAAUUUAUGUAUAGAAAUAUGUUGACUACAAAUACAGCGCCUGGAUUGCUUGACGUGCUCAUGGCUGCUGACAAGUUUGAGGUUGCAUCUUGCAUGAAGUAUUGCAGCAGGCUACUGUGUAAUUUGCCUAUGACUCCGGAGUCAGCCUUGCUGUAUCUGGAGCUUCCUUCUAGUGUCCUGAUGGCUGAUGCAGUUCGGCCAUUGACUGAUGCAGCAAAACAAUUCCUAGCUGCAAGAUACAAAGAUAUAACCAAGUUCCAAGAAGAGGUCAUGAAAUUGCCUCUUGCUGGUAUUGAGGCAAUUUUGUCCAGUGAUGACCUUCAGGUAGCAUCAGAAGAUGCAGUAUAUGACUUUGUCUUGAAAUGGACAAGGGCUCAUUAUCCCUUGAUAGAGGAACGCCGAGAAAUUCUUAGUUCAAGACUUGGUCGCUGCAUCCGGUUUCCUUUCAUGAGCUGCCGGAAACUUAGGAAGGUUCUUACAUGUAAUGACUUUGAACAUGAGUUUGCAUCCAAACUAGUGCUUGAGGCCCUGUUUUUUAAAGCCGAGGCCCCACACCGCCAACGAACUCAAGCUGCAGAAGAAUCAGCUUCGACCAGUCGUCGUUUUGUCGAGCGUGCAUACAAGUAUCGGCCUGUUAAGGUGGUUGAGUUUGAACUUCCACGCCAACAAUGUAUAGUCUACUUAGAUCUUAAGCGGGAAGAAUGUGCUAAUCUUUUUCCAUCUGGGAGAGUAUAUUCUCAAGCUUUUCAUUUGGGUGGACAAGGGUUUUUCCUGUCCGCACAUUGCAACAUGGAUCAGCAAAGCUCUUUCCAUUGUUUUGGUCUCUUUUUGGGAAUGCAGGAAAAGGGUUCAGUUUCAUUUACAGUCGAUUAUGAAUUUGCUGCGAGGACAACACUAGCAGAGGAGUAUGUCAGCAAAUACAAGGGAAACUAUACAUUUACUGGGGGUAAGGCAGUUGGCUAUCGCAAUUUAUUCGCCAUACCCUGGACUUCUUUCAUGGCUGAGGACAGUCUCUAUUUUAUUAAAGGCGUACUCCAUCUCAGGGCUGAACUUACUAUCAGGCACUGAUUUUUCUCUCCUCCUACCAUUUCAAUUACUACUGUUGUUGUUUUGCUUAUUAGCUGAGCCUCCCGAUUCCCGAUCUUUUUUCUUGGCUUUUGAUCAAGCAAAAGAAGUGUAACGUGUAGGUGUCGGUACUAACUGCCGUAGGUAUUAAAACGUUUCGUAAUGUUAUCCUUUUGACCAUAGUAGUUUUAUCCCUGUGCUCUAUAAAACAUGAGAAAGGAUGUAAAUGGAAUUCAGUGAGUGAGAAAUGUUUGAUUGUUCUGACCCUGUUUUAAUGCAAUACAAGGCACAGAGGUGAACAUUGUGAAUAGGUUAUUUGAUUUUUAA